UUCUAUGAAUCAUGAAUGUUGCAUGAGAGAAACCUUGGCACAUGAUCUUUCUGUGUUUAAUCUCUUUUCUUAGUUAGACAUGGCUAACGAAGGACAAAUCAGCAUUUUGAGAGCUCUUGACAGUGCAAAGACUCAAUGGUAUCACGUUACGACGGUCAUAAUCUCCGGUAUGGGUUUCUUUACGGACUCAUACGACCUCUUUGUGAUAUCUCUCAUCACGAAGCUCCUCGGGCGGAUCUACUAUCAGAAACCUGGCUCCUCCUCUCCGGGAAGCCUACCUGACGGUAUCUCUGCCACAGUAAGCGGUGUGGCUUUUGCCGGAACGUUUCUCGGACAGAUUUUCUUCGGGUGUCUAGGAGACAAGCUGGGCCGUAAGAGAGUCUACGGCUUGACUCUCGUGAUCAUGACCGUGUGCUCCAUUUGCUCUGGUCUUUCACUUGGCACCGACCCCAAAUCUGUCAUGACGACGCUCUGCUUCUUCCGCUUCUGGCUAGGGUUUGGCAUUGGUGGUGACUAUCCUCUCUCGGCUACGAUCAUGUCCGAGUAUGCCAACAAGCGUACCCGUGGUGCGUUCAUAGCAUCGGUUUUCGCUAUGCAAGGGGUUGGGAUCUUAGCAGCAGGAGGUGUUUCGUUACUCGUCUCAUACAUUUUCGAGCUUCAUUUUCCAUCUCGAGCUUAUAUGGUCGACCCGGCCACCUCCACCGUCCCGCAGGCAGAUUACGUUUGGAGGAUCAUCCUGAUGUUAGGAGCUAUACCGGCUCUCCUUACUUACUACUGGCGUGUGAAGAUGCCUGAAACCGCUCGUUACACUUCUCUAGUUGCUAAGAAGUCGGAGCAAGCUGCUUCGGAUAUGGCUAAGGUUCUUAAUGUAGACAUUGAGGCCUCUUCCGCGAAGCAUGACCAAGCUAGGUUUUCUUCAGACGAGUUUGGCUUGUUCUCCGCGAAAUUCCUCCGCCGCCACGGACUUCACCUACUCGCAACAACAACCACAUGGUUCCUCCUCGACAUAGCUUUCUAUAGCCAAAACCUCUUCCAGAAAGAUAUCUUCACCACCAUUGGUUGGUUACCCCCACCAAAAACCAUGAACGCAAUCCAAGAGCUCUUCAUGAUCUCUAAGGCACAAUUUUUAAUAGCUCUUUGCGGUACCGUUCCUGGUUACAUUGUUACCAUAGCUACCAUCGACUGGAUGGGACGGUUCAAGAUUCAGGUCGUUGGAUUCUUCAUGAUGAUGCUUUGCUUGAUUGGUCUAGCCUUACCGUACCACCAUUGGACCUUACCUCAUAACCGGAUUGGUUUCAUUGUUCUCUACUCUCUCACUUUUUUCUUUUGUAACUUCGGACCUAACGCAACUACUUUCAUUGUCCCUGCUGAGAUUUUUCCGGCUAGACUUAGGUCCAGUUGUCAUGGUAUCUCGGCGGCUUCCGGUAAAGCCGGUGCGAUGGUUGGGUCUUUCGGUUUUGCUGCUUUGGUGAAAGCUCUUGGGAUGAGGAACACGUUACUAGUCAUGGCAGGAAUCAGUCUUGUUGGCAUGUUGUUGACGUUGUUUCUUGUUCCGGAGCCUAAGGGAAAAUCGCUUGAGGAUCUUUCCGGGGAAGCUGAACCGGAGAAAAUCAAGGACACAAUUGUUGUUUAGAUUUUAUUUCCCUUAAUUACCGGGCUUUGUUAGGAACUUUUGUUUUGUUUUUUUCUUAUAUCAGGUUUUCUUUGGUUCGUUUUGGUUAUUUUCUCAAUAAUCGUACUCUAUUAUGGUUUCUUUA
Messenger RNA from Brassica oleracea var. oleracea, 1757 nucleotides. RefSeq names its product probable inorganic phosphate transporter 1-6. The transcript has 2 exons. Gene Ontology annotation, biological process: transmembrane transport; phosphate ion transport. Gene Ontology annotation, molecular function: phosphate transmembrane transporter activity. Gene Ontology annotation, cellular component: membrane. The record is from RefSeq and is a predicted model, not a curated record. The coding region runs from base 80 to 1633 and encodes 517 amino acids. Lineage: Eukaryota; Viridiplantae; Streptophyta; Magnoliopsida; Brassicales; Brassicaceae.